Molecule: messenger RNA, 1888 nt
Organism: Magallana angulata
Lineage: Eukaryota; Metazoa; Mollusca; Bivalvia; Ostreida; Ostreidae
Exons: 3
Coding region: 103-1728 (541 amino acids)
Molecular function (GO): zinc ion binding
Source: RefSeq, a predicted model, not a curated record
AACUUUCGAGUUACGGAUCCGCUCCGAGUUUUAUCGCUCCACUUACGUAAUUGUAGGGCAUAGUUCACUUCCGCAUUCCUGAGCAACGUAUAAACAGAAAACAUGGAAGACUUCAAUGUGUAUCAAGUACCGGCUUUAAAACACUACUUAAGUAAAAAAGGUAUUACAACAUCGAUUUACAGAAAAUUUCACUUGAUAAGACUUUGUGAAUUGGCUAGGGAAAUCAACUUAGAGGAUCAAGACACAGAUGAUGAUUACAUAAACAUGGACAUUCGUCGUAGAACUGUCGGAGACCGGACUUUACCAAGCGUUAGCGAGGUAAAAUCAUCUGACUGGAGUGGAGAUUUAAAGCUGAUGCCUGAUAUAUACACUGCAGAUGUUUUUGUAUAUCUCAUCAAUAUUGGUUGGGAUCAAAAUCGGCUCCAUUCCUAUAGAACAGAUAAGGGUUAUCUGUUAUAUCAGAACAGCCAUAUCGACAGUGUUCGAGUGUUUCCUAUUGACUCGGAUUACACUUAUAUUCGUUGCAGCACCACCCCAGAAACCCGUCAAUCAGAAGACCCCUAUAUGACAUGGCUCCUAGUGAAAUCCGAUGGCCGUAUCCUAUCUGGUGGCUGCUCCUGUGUUGCUGAUGAUGGUUCCUGCAAGCACUGCACAGCCCUUGCAUUUGCACUUGCAGCUUUUAGCGAUCGCCAUAAAGACAGGCAUACAGAGGUUGGGACCGAUGUGCAGUGUGAGUGGGAUAAGCCCCGGAGGGAGAGCAAGCCUUGUCGUGUGAAGGAAAUUUGCACCUCACACAGGACAGUACCAGAGAUGCCCAGCAAGGCGGACUAUCAACCGUGCCCUACACUUACCACUGAGAGUAACAGAGAAGUUGAGAAAGAGCUGUUUAGGAUGUGUCGAGGUACAGGUGCUCUUCUCUUACAGACUCUGGACCCUCCUUCAGAUGAGGACGAAGAUCUCCAAGAAAACCCUCCUGACAUGAUAGAUGCUGUAACUCAUACAAGUCAGAGUGGCGAGCCAUUGAUUGACUAUCUGAAAAAUGUGUUCAAUUCUGAUGUUUUCCAGGACGUUGAGCAGAUGACCUGUGGUCAGACUGAAAAUGAACUGUGGUUUAAGUACAGAUAUGGUAGGAUUACAUCUUCAUUGUUUUCAAAAGUAUGUCACUUUAGAGGGAAGAGUCAUGAUAAUUAUAUCACUCGUGAAAUACUUAAUGAUAAAUCUAAUGCUUUAAACACCAAUGCAAUAAUGUAUGGAAGGCAGAAUGAAAUUAUAGCUAAACAAUUGUUUUUUGACAUGUAUUCUCAUGACCAUGUGAAUGCCAAAAUGAAACCUUGUGGUUUAAAUAUAUCUGUAGAUCAUCCAUUUUUAGGUGCAUCACCAGAUGCAUAUUUGUAUUGCAAAUGUUGUGGGAAAGGUUUGGUGGAGGUAAAAUGUUCAUAUUCACACAGAAAUGAGACACCAUAUGAUGUUGCUAGUGACCCUAAUUAUCAUUUAUACAGAGACACUAAUGAUGUUGUCAAGCUCAGGGUAGAUUCUCCAUGGUAUGUUCAAAUUCAAGGACAGCUUGGGGUAUGUAAAGCUAGAUGGUGUGACUUUGUGUUUUACACAGACAUGGGAUUUAUAAGUGAUAGGAUUUAUUAUGAUGAAUGUUUUUUUAAUGAUAUUGUGAACAAGUGCAGCAGCUUUUUUGAUAAACAUGUUCACCCUGCACUGCUUGCUAAAAUCUAGAACAAGUUUUGUAGUCUGUUAUGUAUUAUACCAGUCUUAAGAUUUUGAUUUGAGGCAACACAGCAUAUGAUUUUUUUCUUCAUUGUUUUGUGAUGUUUCUGACAUGUCCUAUGCUAUCUUAUGACAUCAGAUAGCAAUAUUAAACCACACUCUGAUAACA